AAAAGUACUUACGUAAUGUGUUGUUCGUAAUAAAAAAAGUUGACUGCGAAUUGAACAAGAACCCGUUGUUCUUGCCUUGAUUUGGUAAUCAGCGUCAUCGUCGAAAAUCGUAAUAGCUUGUAAGCGAAGACUGUUCUCUUCCCCGUUUGUGACGUUCCCUUCAAUCUCCUCCAAGAUCGAUCAGCGUCGGAGUUUACCAGAUUCCGAUCCAUCUUCCGAAUUAGUGAAAUAGGGAUUAGAAAUUGGAAUUGGUGGUGCGAUUCGCGGAUGCAGUGAGAAAUGAGAUGAAGAGGGCCUUCCGACGAACUGCUUUUGUUCUGAUGAGGGAGUUGUCAUGGCGUUGCUUUGGGCACAAAAUCGAUUGGCGAAGAUUCUUCGUUCUGGUGGCUAUUUUGACUGUAUCUGCUUUCGUGUUUCAGACGCUUGUUCAUGCUUAUUUAGCUCUGCCAAACAGACCGUUACAUUCUCCUCAUCAAUCUAAUAGCUCCCUACAAGGGGGGAGGCUUCAAAAGGUUCACCUCACUCUUACUGACUCUGUUAUUUCACCUAAUGCGUCUAACAAGUUGAUCCAAUCAUUCUCAGUUCAGCUAGAGAAUGCAGAACUAGAAGCCCCAAUCCAAAGGAAGAAUUCCGUAUCUGCGAGAAAAAAGGACAAAAAUCUUGCUGGUACAACGAAAGUCGCAACAUCUUUAUCUCCUCCAAGACAUGUUCCUAAACAGAGACACAUACAGUUGUUGCCACCUAACAAGGCCCUUGUGCAAGCAAAGAAAGAGAUUGAUCGUGCACCUUCAGUUAAUGAGGAUCCUGAUAUUUAUGCUCCUAUUUUUAGGAACAUUUCGGUUUUCAAAAGGAGCUAUGAAUUGAUGGAAAUGAUACUUAAAGUAUAUAUAUAUCGUGAUGGAUCAAGGCCCAUUUUUCACAAACCACCCCUUAAGGGAAUUUAUGCUUCUGAAGGAUGGUUUAUGAAGUUAAUGGAGGAAAAUAAGCAAUUUGUCACCAAGGAUCCUGAGAAGGCUCACUUAUUUUACCUUCCAUACAGUGCACGCCAAAUGGGAUUGACACUCUAUGUUCCUGGGUCACAUGAUUUAAAACCACUAUCAAUCUUUCUUAGGGACUAUGUGAACAAGAUUGCUGCAAAGUAUCCGUUCUGGAAUCGCACGCAAGGGUCAGACCAUUUCCUUGUUGCUUGCCAUGAUUGGGGUCCUUACACUGUGACUGGACAUGAGGAACUAAAAAGAAACACCAUUAAAGCUCUAUGUAAUGCUGAUUUGUCCGAAGGAGUCUUUGUUGCAGGAAGAGAUGUUUCCCUACCAGAAACUACCAUAAGGGCACCAAGAAGACCUCUUAGAUAUCUUGGUGGGAAUAGAGUAUCACUACGUCCAAUCCUUGCUUUCUUUGCUGGAAGCAUGCAUGGUAGAGUGCGUCCUACUCUUCUUACGUAUUGGGGUGGUGGAAAAGAUGAAGACAUGAAAAUCUACAAGCGUUUACCUCUGAGAGUUUCCCAGAGGAUGACUUAUAUCCAGCACAUGAAGUCAAGUAAAUAUUGUGUGUGUCCAAUGGGCUUUGAAGUUAAUAGCCCCAGGAUCGUUGAAGCCAUAUAUUACGAGUGUGUUCCCGUUAUCAUCGCAGAUAAUUUUGUUCUUCCUUUUAGUGAAGUUCUGGAUUGGAGUGCUUUUUCCGUGGUGGUGGCCGAGAAGGAUAUUCCCAGGUUGAAGGAAAUUUUACUGUCCAUCCCUCUAAGAAAAUAUCUUACAAUGCAAAAUAAUGUGAAGAUGGUACAGAAGCAUUUCCUUUGGAACCCAAGACCAAUAAGAUAUGAUCUGUUUCACAUGAUUUUGCAUUCAAUAUGGUUCAACAAGCUGAACCAGACUCAACCUUCGCAAAUAUAGAAAUCAUUUUGGUAUUGGGUUGUUUAAUUUGACAGCAGGAAUCUUGUUUGGAGAGGUCAUAGAAAGAGUCAAAAGUAUUGUUGAUGGGGACAAUGCAGGGACUUAAGCAGCAUUUUGUUGCUUAAGGACGGGCUUCACGCAUAAGAAAAUUGAUUGAUUUAAUUUAAUUUAUUAAUUGGGUUGGAUACUUGAUGCGUGGAAAGUCCUCGUAUAAGGAUAGAUGGUUGAUUAUGACCCAGGUAGAACUGUAGAGAGGAGGAGAUUUUUUAAUUUUAUGUUGUUUAGCUCAAAAAUUGGAGAGCAGGGAAAGGAAAAUAUAUUUUUGGAUUGGAGUUAUCUUCACGUUGUAUUUUAUCUCUUAUCUCGUUUAUAUAUAAUGGUUUAUUAUUUAUAUUUUC
This is a messenger RNA of Glycine soja, 2287 nucleotides long. RefSeq names its product probable glycosyltransferase At5g03795. Lineage: Eukaryota; Viridiplantae; Streptophyta; Magnoliopsida; Fabales; Fabaceae. The coding region runs from base 285 to 1889 and encodes 534 amino acids. Gene Ontology annotation, molecular function: glycosyltransferase activity. The transcript has 5 exons. The record is from RefSeq and is a predicted model, not a curated record.